AUGAACGCCUCCUCUUCAAUGCACCAGCAGCAGCUCUCGCUGUCUUCGGCCACCUCCUCUCUCCAGUCUUCUCCCCCUACCAAGAUUGUGCCACCGGCGCCUGUCAGCGUCAAGACGCCCUCGACCGACGCUCUCCUCAAAGACUUCACCCUCUUGGCCGAGGCAGCCAAGCGCGCCCAGGUGGCCGUCAUGAUGCGCGACUUCGAAAACGUCAUGCUGUAG
Grosmannia clavigera kw1407 is the source of this 222-nucleotide messenger RNA. RefSeq lists its product as uncharacterized. Bases 1 to 222 code for a protein of 73 amino acids. The transcript has a single exon. The record is from RefSeq and is a predicted model, not a curated record. Lineage: Eukaryota; Fungi; Ascomycota; Sordariomycetes; Ophiostomatales; Ophiostomataceae.